Acyrthosiphon pisum (pea aphid) is the source of this 1241-nucleotide messenger RNA. It is a transcript of the gene Rsph9, whose product is annotated as Radial spoke head protein 9. Lineage: Eukaryota; Metazoa; Arthropoda; Insecta; Hemiptera; Aphididae. The coding region runs from base 28 to 1008 and encodes 326 amino acids. Gene Ontology annotation, cellular component: axoneme. Gene Ontology annotation, biological process: axoneme assembly; cilium movement involved in cell motility; motile cilium assembly. The record is from RefSeq and is a predicted model, not a curated record. The transcript has 5 exons.
UCUUUUAUUUUUAUUUAAAAAUACACCAUGGACGUAAAAGUUUUUCAUUGUUUAAUUGAUGCAUUGAACGUAGCCGGUUGUUGUAUAUAUAAUGACAGUAUACCAAUUUUGUACCAUUCGUUAAUUAAAUUACAAAGUGAAAAUCAUUUCAAUUCUGUAUACUUGUGGGGCCGUAUUGAAACAUCGUCCAUUGAUUAUUAUGUUGCUUAUGGUCACCAAAAGGAUCCAAUUGAGGAUAAGAUAUUUUUUUAUACUCAAAACAUGUUGGAAUGGGACAUAAUGCCAACCGAUUGGUCAACACUUCAAACAGAUAUGGUACGAAAAAUAAAAACCAAGUUUUACGGUAAUCCAAGAUAUGUGGAGAUUAUAGGUAACUCAAAUAAAAAGUCACAGGAAACAACAGAAUAUGCAAUAUCACCGAACGUAGAAUUGGUAUUUGGUGAAGAAGGCGAGGAAGAAGAUAAUAAUAAUGUAGACAGUUUAAAGUAUGAUGAUAUCGUAUCAGUCACUGAAGAAAUUAACGAAAUUGUGGAAGCGGAAUCUGCUCUUAUUGAUGAUCCUAAUUUAAAACUUUCAAUAAAAGAAGAGGAUAGACUAGCCAUAACCAUUAAAAUGAUUGAAAACGAAAGUCACAUAGUGCCACGAGGAUAUUUUUACAAGUUACCUAAUGGAACCAUAACCAAAGCUCCAUACUUUAAGGGUUUAGAUUAUUCUGAAAUAGGUAACGAAAAAAAUUUUUUACACAUAAAUCAACAAUAUUGUCAACCUAAAGGUCAAAAAAAUGACGUAAGACCAGAUUUCAAUGGAUCAAUUGAUUUUUUACAAUCAAUCGAUAAGGAUAUACCAAAAGGCUGUUGGGCUUCUCGGCUUUUCUCAGAUCGAUAUUUUAUUAUUCACAAUUUGCUAUGGCCAGGUGCUCUAUAUGUCCAAGAUAUGAAUACUGGUCUGCAUGGUUACUUCUACAACGGAUAUGGCCUAAAAAAUUUGGAUUUACCGUUUAUGAUCUAAUGUCAUAUCGUUUGUCAUAAGUAUAUUACAAUAUUUUUUGUAAAUAAUUUUAAUUACACAUUAGUUAGAGUAAUUAUAAUUUAUACAAUUUAUGGUAAUCUAUGAAUUAUUUGUGAUGUUAUUUGGGUUUCCGACUUUAAUAAUAAUAAUAACAUUAUUAUUAUUAAUUGGCCAUAGUUCAUGUAUAGUACUGGUUGUUGAAUCGAGUUAUCAGUGUCCACCCGGCACCCAGU